This is a messenger RNA of Suillus plorans, 3313 nucleotides long. RefSeq lists its product as uncharacterized. The record is from RefSeq and is a predicted model, not a curated record. Bases 250 to 3126 code for a protein of 958 amino acids. NCBI's taxonomy places the organism in Eukaryota, Fungi, Basidiomycota, Agaricomycetes, Boletales, Suillaceae. The transcript is spliced from 5 exons.
AUUUGGAUGAGCAGUUUACAUGUAGCAUGGGCUACUUACAUAAUGUAGGUCCAGGCAAAGAGUCGCUUCGAAAAUGUUGUUUACAGUCUCCUUCAAGCUCGACGAUUUGGACCGCUCAGUUGUGUUUGCUGUAGAUUUUGAAAUCGCGCUGUUCGAUUUUUUCGAGGUUAAACGCCAUAGAAAUUCGAUACGCGUGGGGCAAAUUGUUCUGCACUGGAUCGGAAUACUUGACCGAGUUUGGUAGUGCUGAUGUCGCGACCCAGCCCUGGCCCUAGCUGGACCGUCCUUCCAGAGCCUCCAAACACUUCCCCUGCACCAACACCACGAUCUGACCCUGCCAGUGAUCUCGGUGACGACGAAGAGGAUAACUUUGACGCACCCCCAGGGAAGAGGAAGGCUAUCGAGAGCCCUGUUUCUGUUCCGAGGCCUCAGAAGCUUGCGCGUUUCAAUGAUAAUAAUCAACACGAGAAACGGGCUGAGGUAUCACAGUCUGGUAAACGAACGAAUGGUACCGCUCCUAGUAGUCUAACGCAACCUCCUAAAAUCGCCAAGACAUCCCGUUCUUCAUUUUUGUCCCAGCCUGCGCGUGCACAGCCUGUGCGUCCUGAGAAAGGCAAGGAUCGUGCGUCAAGUGGACAGUCAAGCUCCUCGCUGAGUGAUCACAUAUCAACCAUGCUCGAGAAGCAGACUGCGCGGCUCAAACGCGCAGAGAUAGCUCGCAAAACAGCUCGCAAGACCACUGGAAGUCGCAGAGUAUCUAAUUCAGAUCUUAUUCGUGCCGUACAGAAGCCCAGCAGCGGUUCUGAAGUUUCUUCCGCUGCUACUCGCGUGCGAAGAGUUUCCGUCAGAAGGUUUCCGCGCGGUCGACGACCUCCCAGUACAAGCGUCAUCGAGCUCACUGACUCUUCGGGUUCUGCGAGACGAAGAAGGGCUCGCGGUGACGAUCCCAUUAUUAUCUCGAGCUCAGGUGCAGACACUCCUCCGAGACAGCCCUGGCCUUCACAGACGCCAAUUUCCCGCAAAGCAGGCCCUAAACUUCCACCUCCUUCUGAUGCUGAAGUUAUUUGCAUAUCUGACAGUGAUGACGACAAUGUUCCCGCUCCUUCGCAAGCGACUGCUGUCCUUCCCGUCCAAGAGCCCAGUCCUACCUUACCUUCGGCGCCUUCGAUCAUCGUGGAAUCAGAAAAUGAAAUCGUGGUCGAUUUAGAACAUCAGGUUCCAGAAAAUUCGUACUAUGAACUAAUGGAACCCGAGUCCAACUUUGACGAAGAACUAGCAAGAUCAGAACUCCAGCGUCAAACAGAGGAAUUGUUUUCGUACAUUGAUUUGGACCCCCCAGAACCAAAUUUCGCUGAACAAAUUACCAGUCUAAUUGCCCAUGAUGACUGCAAUACUGCUCAGGAACCAGAUGUUCCAGCCCCUGACAUACUUACCCAUGCCACUCUUCCAUCCUCAGAGAAAGCAAGUGGGACUUCUUCAAGUGACACUGUUCCGAUCGAGAUAACCUCUCAAUGCAUUGUAGUCGACACUAUUUCUCAUUUAGAGUCCUCAUCAAGCUCGAAAGUUGCCUCAGAAGUUCCCUCCCAGAUGCACGCUACCGUGCCCACCAUAGCUAAACCCUCAAUUACAUGGAAUUAUACCCCUCCCACCACCAACCCGUUCUUCGCUAGGGCGCUUGCUUUCAACGCAAAGGCGUUGAAAAAACCUUUACCCUCAGCUGCUCAGGUAGCUAAUGAACCGAAGGCAGCUACUUCUUUCGCUGCCCCGGCUGCUUCGCCAGCUAUUGUCGGGUCUUCCAUAGCAAACAUCCUGUCCGAGCCCUUGCUGUUCGAGCAGGCUUCUGACGCACCCACGGCGAGAAACAACCCAGCCUCAUCACCCUCGCCUGAUCACUUGCUACCUUGUGACGGUGAUAGGAGUGUUUUUUCACCCAUUGUGGAUGAAGCUACGGUAGAGGCACUUCAACAGCUUCCACAAAUAGACUCUCGCGACGAUAUCAGGGCUUCUUCGACUCGCAGUGACCAGCCUUCCACCCGUGAAUCUACUGUCAUGAAGGUCCCUAUCUCCAUAUCGGACAUACCACCACUACCAGCAACCGCCCCUCCCUCAUCCACCCCUCUCCCUGUCCCACCACGUGUGCAGCGGCCCAUUAAAGGACUCUCGCUUACCGAGUUGAUUAACAAGAGACGAGAGGAGCACUUCAGGUUGCAUCCUUCUGGCGAAUGCAUCGACCUCACGGACGAUGUGUCUCCUUCACGCGAUGGUAGUCAGGCGCCCGGUGUAUCCAAGCCUCAGGAAUCUGUCCAAUCUCUACAUACUAUAUCUCAAAAUGCAUCUUCAUUACCUGCCCCAGUCUCUGCCAGUCAGCCGGCGCCAACUAUUGAUACCCGUACGCCGAGUAUACAAGAAAUUCGCGAUUUAAUGCGGCAGCGUCCGUUGAGCAGUAAACCCAGCAUGUCUUCAGAAGCCAGCAAUCCAAGCACCUCGUCUGUAGCAUCCGCCGCCAGCGCCCUCGUUCCCAACAUCUCUCCACCUCAUUCCAUUACAUCCAAUUCAACAUCAUCCAGCAACCAAAGCAGCUCGAAAUCUAGCCCGCGCAAGAAGACCCGCUCUAUAGGCAUGGCAAGCCUUGAAAUGUUCAUCUCACCCAUCCCGAACUGGUCCCAGUCCGCGUCGACGAAGAAGACGACACCGCCUACUGUGAAGAGAACCUCAUGUAAUGCGGAUAUUUUUAGGCGCAUUAUUACGCCUACGGCAGAGAUAUCGAUGCGCAGUCCCUCGUUGUCUCCUUCUGAGGGUCGGAGAACCAGGCGUGUUGUUCGGCCAUCCAGUCCGCUAGGUGUUGGCGCUGGUGAUGUUGCCGCGCAACUUGAUGAUCAGUUUCAUGUACUGCCUGAGCCACUCGAGGGUCCCAGAGUUACACCGUUUGCUAUCCCUGCAGAAGGAGAGAUGGAAGUCCAGAACACCUCUGCGCAUCAGGACGUCCCCCUAGAUGACGUAAUGGACGAUAUGAUUCCAUCGGAAGGCUUGCAGGGUGUCACUGAGAGCAUUGGAUCGCUGGAUUUACAUGAACACGGCCGAUCCCCUGAAGUAGAUAUCAAUGUCAAUCAGUCGAUUCGCCUCUAGAGAGUGUAUGUAAAGACGGGUACCUUGAAGGCAUUCCGGUGUCUGCCGAAUUGAUGGAACACGAGGAGUUAGAGUCACUGGGGAUGUUGGUAGAUGACGUUUCGGCUGAGAGUGUGGAGGAAGCUUUGGUCACUGUUCAUGAGCGCCUCGAUGUUGACGAAGACGACGGUGGUGUAGGUAUGAGAGG